AUGGCACAGACAGAUAAAAAUCGUUAUGCGAGCGAAUUGGUACCUAUUGAGUUACUGCAACAACCGAUUGACUUCCCAAUCGCAACAAAAAUUUUUGCAAAAAAUGUCAUCAUAAAAGCUCCAAUGACAGAAAUGAUUUCAACAUAUGAUCUGAAUCUCCCAUUGAAAAGUGGAUUGCCUACCGAGGCCCUCAUCAAUUUGUACGAUAAGUGGAAUGCAGGAGGUGCUGCGGUUAUGGUUACAGGUCCCAUGGCUCUCACUACGAGAGACCUCGAAGGAACUGGUAACAUGGUUGUAGCCAAAGAAGUUGAUACACCACUAAGGCGGGAUCUAUUCAAACGACUCGCGUCUACAGCUACCCAUGGAACCCUGAUUUUCGCUCAAUUACUGCACCCCGGAAGGAUGGCGAUAAAAACAAGUCCAGAAUUCAAGGCGGUUGAUAUGAACAAACUAUCAGUGGAUGAAUUGAAAGAAAUUGUUGAGCGAUACGUGUUCGCUGCUAGAUUUACGAAAGAUUGUGGUUUCAAUGGUGUUGAAAUUAACGUUAGUAUGGAUUUUGCACUGGCUCAGUUGGUUGCUGCGGAAUCAAAUCAAAGAACCGAUCAAUACGGUGGGUCGCUGGCAAAUCGAACGCGAAUUCUUUUUGACGUCAUAAAUGGCAUAAGGGAUGACAUCAAGGAUGACGAUAAUUUCGUGGUGGGGUUAAAACUGCACUCGCUGAACUUCGAGCAGCAGUUUGAGGAGAAACAGUUCGCUGAAUUCUGCAAACGACUUGAU
This is a messenger RNA of Anisakis simplex (herring worm), 777 nucleotides long. The record is from the annotation of a GenBank genome assembly. Lineage: Eukaryota; Metazoa; Nematoda; Chromadorea; Rhabditida; Anisakidae.